AUGCCAGGCCCUAUGUCUGAUGCGCACGGCUCUGCGGAUAUCACCGCAGAGCUUAACCUACAGUCACGGUUGGUGAUGGCUCCUCGAGCUUGUAAAGCGAGCGAUGAUACUGAUGUCUGUGCCUCUCUUUCUUUGCCGAAAACAGAACAGGAUUCAGGUCUUUCUUCUGAGGUCAAAGACCAUGUGGCUCUCCAUGCCAAUUCCAGUAAACGUACCCCCUCGGACGAUGAUGACGGUCGCGUGGCCACCGAAGAUGAAGUGCGCGAUCUCCUCCAUGUCGUUGACAAAAUUCCGGUUCGGCUCUGGGUAGCAUGCCUCGCGGGUAUUCUAGAACGCUUUGUCUGGUACGGGGCAACCGCUCCUCUACAGAACUACCUGCAAAAUGCACCUGGUGGUGAGGUACCGGGAGCACUGGGCUUGCAUCAGGCCACUGCAUCGAACAUCGUCAAUGCACUGAUCAUCGGGUCGUAUAUCGUUCCCGUGCCUGCUGCCGUUCUUGCCGAUAGCUGGCUCGGCCGCUAUAAAACCAUGAUAUACGCUGCUAUAAUUGAGGCCAUCGGGGCAACUGUUCUUUUCGCGACGUCCCUGCCCGUCGCCAUUCAUGAGGGGGCAGCUUUGGCCGGAGUGGUAACUGCCUGUAUACUGCUAGCCGUUGGAUCAGGUGCAUUCAAAACUACGGUAGUACCAUUCAUUGCCGACCAAUAUGACGAGACCGAGUUUCGAAUCAAGACUCAGCAAAAGGGAAAGAGUGUUGUCACUAGCCGGGAGUUGACCAUUACCUAUAUCUACAACGUCUUUUACUGGGCUAUUAACGUUGUCGGUUUCGUGGCCGAUUCCACGCCGUUGUUGGAACGAUAUGUUGGUUUUUGGCUGGCUUACUUGGUCCCAUGCUGCGCCAUGUGGUUAGCCCUGAUCCCGAUACUAUUCGGCCGCAAGUACUUUAUCCGGGAUUCGCCAACCAGCAACAUUAUGCCCCAGGUAUGCUCUGCCUUGCGAUGUGGGAUCGCCGGUGGCUUCAAAAUGGAUGCCGCAAAGCCAGACGCCCAGCUUCAUCAACACAGUCGCCAGGUCCCCUGGACAGACUCAUUUAUUGAAGAAAUUAAGAGAAGUCUUCUGACCUGCCGAGUACUACUUCUGUUCCCUAUUCACUGGCUCUGCUAUAACCAGACAUUCAACAACUUGAUCUCUCAAGCAGGCCAGAUGGUCACCUACGGUAUUCCGAACGAUAUGAUGAAGAUUGCUGGGGCCAUCUCGGGGAUCAUCAUUGCGCCUAUUAUUCAGAAAGGACUCUAUCCUUACCUUACAAAGAAGCGAGUCUCAUUUGGACCGAUUUCACGGAUGACGGUCGGAUUCGUCUUCCUGACUCUCUCCAUGGCUUACACCACGGUGGUUCAGAAGCUUCUCUAUCAGACUGGGCCUUGCUACGACACACCACUCGCAUGUGCUGCUGCCAAUAAUCGCACUAUCCCCAAUCAAAUUUCGGUCUUUCUCCAAGUUCCAACGUACUUUGGUGGAGCAUUGGCGGAGGUGUUUUGCCUUACCACGGGAACCGAGUAUGCUUAUAACCAUGCACCUAAGAGUAUGAAGACCCUGGUCCAAGCAAUCUGGCUCGGCAUGGCUGGGGUUGGAACCUGUCUUGCCCUCGCCUUCACCCCGCUCACCAAGGACCCGCAUCUGGUCACGAUGUAUGCCAUCCUGACCGGGCUUCUCGGUGGAGCAAGCAUUCUGCUGUGGGUUCUAUUCCGACGCUUGGACAAGUUGGAGAUCAAGGAGGACGUUUAG
Penicillium samsonianum is the source of this 1782-nucleotide messenger RNA. RefSeq names its product Proton-dependent oligopeptide transporter family. Bases 1 to 1782 code for a protein of 593 amino acids. Lineage: Eukaryota; Fungi; Ascomycota; Eurotiomycetes; Eurotiales; Aspergillaceae. The record is from RefSeq and is a predicted model, not a curated record. Gene Ontology annotation, cellular component: plasma membrane; fungal-type vacuole. Gene Ontology annotation, molecular function: dipeptide transmembrane transporter activity; tripeptide transmembrane transporter activity. The transcript has 7 exons. Gene Ontology annotation, biological process: transmembrane transport.